Molecule: messenger RNA, 3541 nt
Organism: Cryptomeria japonica (Japanese cedar)
Lineage: Eukaryota; Viridiplantae; Streptophyta; Pinopsida; Cupressales; Cupressaceae
Product: exocyst complex component EXO84B
Exons: 8
Coding region: 231-2726 (831 amino acids)
Biological process (GO): exocytosis; intracellular protein localization; Golgi to plasma membrane transport
Cellular component (GO): exocyst
Source: RefSeq, a predicted model, not a curated record
CAAUGGACGGGCCCGCUCUCUAGAAACCACUUGGAGUUUUUGGCGAUCUGGCCGGGAAUGAGGAUACGUGGGAUAAAAAUAGGAAAGCAAAACUAAGUUUUUAUGUUUUUUCAAGAUUAAAUAAAAUUCUUAUUACGCUCCAGAGAUGAUUCAGAGCCUAAAGACUUUUUAAACUCAGCAAACUUGGUCGAAGGAGAAGCAGCUGUGGCAACAAACUGAAAAAAUAAGAGAUGGGAUCCGCUUAUGAGGAAGAUGACGAUGACAGUGGUAACUUGGUCGCUACCCCCGUUCAUUCGAAAUACCAGUCUUCAACUGAAAAGGGAAUAAGGCAACUUUGCUCACAACUAUUACACAUGAAGGCAUCAUCUGCUGAAGAAUUGCAUUGUCAUGCUUCCUCAAAAUACUCAGCAUUUUUUAGAAUAGGUCAAGACAUUCUGGAUUUGGAGAAUGAGGUGAAGGAACUGAAAAGGCAUAUUUCCACUCAAGAAAACCUUGUUCAGGAACUAAGAAAUGGAGUUGGUCUGGAGGCAUUAAUAAAUGAAACAUGUAGUUUUAUAUCUCCUGAACCAGGAUACCCAGUUGAAGGCUCCUUGUUUAGUAUAUCAAACCCUGGCGAAGACCUUGCACCCAAUAAACUAGAAACCCAUAUAGAUAGCCUUUCUGAGGUUUUAGAUGUUCUUCUAACAGAGCAUAAAGUGGAUGAAGCUUUGGCUAUUUUAGAGGAAGAGGAGAAAGCUUUCACUGAAUUUGAGAAAACAGAAGGCCCUUCAUCACCAGUGUUUCUGCUAUAUCAAUCUACUUUGACAGAGUGGAAGGCAAUGCUUGCAAAACAAUUUACUGAAAUUGCCGAACAACCAGCAGUUCAGAGUUCUGAGCUGCGGAAAGCACUGUCUGGACUGGUCAGACUAGGUAAUGGUCCUUUGGCACUCACCCUCUUGUUACGCUCUUAUCAGAUACGACUCCAAAAUACUAUACAGAGUUUUCUUCCUUCCAGUGCAUUCUUUUCUGGAGCUUAUGCUACAACCAUUGCACAGCUGGUAUUUUCAACCAUUUCACAGGCAGCAAAGGAUUUUCGAGCAAUCUUCGAAGAUGUACCAGAAUAUACUCCAGAACUUGUCGACUGGGCUCAAAAGGAAACUGAGCAUUUUGUCAAGUUGGUUAAGCAACAUGUAUCCUUCUUAGAGACAGAAGCAGGUUUCCGUGCUGUGACAAUGUGUGUGGAGGCUUCGAUUUCACUCUGUUCAUUGUUGGAAAGGCAAGGCCUCAAAUUAUGUCCAUAUCUGUUGGAGCUCCUUCAGCCUUAUUUUGAAGGGGUUUUAGAAGCCUACAUAAAGCAGGUUGAGGAAAGUGUUGGUUCUUCUGCUGCAAGUGAUGAUUGGGUUCUUACUUCAUCAGUUACUCAUACCUGUCUAGACCACACACAACACAUACAAAAUGAUGCUCAAUUGGUAUAUGAAGUUAAGCUGACUGCUAGUGCGCACAGAUUUAUUUCAGCAGUUCAGGAUAUUGCAAAAUGCAUGACCCUGUUUGCAUGUGUGCACUUUGGAGGAAGCAUUUUGAAUGGGCUGACCUGUCUUUUCGAUAGCUAUAUAGACACAUGCAUUAGAGCUAUACCCUGCCCUUCUGAAGAUGAAAAUAACAUGGACUUCAGGGAUAACUCUAAUUUCAUUUGGGCAGAAACAGAGGCCCAACAGCUUGCCCUUUUGGGAAAUGCAUCAGCUCUUGCUGAUGAACUAAUUCCACUUUCCGUUUCAAAAACAUGGGAACAACAAACCGAAAUCCAAGAAGACCCAUCUAAGACAUCUCCAGGAACAUCAGAGCAGUUUGGGUCACUCCCAAAAGAAUUGAGGGAUUGGAGACGGCAGCUUCAGCGUGCUGUAGACAGACUUCGGGAUCAUUUCUGUCGGCAGUAUGUGCUUGGGCUUAUUUAUUCUAGAGAAGGCAGUGUGCAAUUGACCGGAAGUACAUACUUAAAUGGAAGGAGUGAGGAUCUAUACUGGGACCCUGAUGCAAUGCCAUCUUCAUCUUUCCAGGCAUUAUUCACGAAAUUAAACCAGCUAGUACAGCUUGCUGAAAUUGUGUUGGUUGGAAGAGACAAGGUGGUGAAGCAAUUACUUACAAGGCUCACCGAAACAGUUUUGAUAUGGUUGUCAAAUGAUCAGGACUUCUGGGAAGUGAUUGAAGAUAGUUCAACAUUAUUAACUGCUUAUGGUUUACAGCAAUUUAUUUUGGAUAUGCACUUUAUCAUUCAAAUUGCAAAAUCUGGUGGUUAUUGCUCUAGACAAAUGCAUCAAAGUGUCUCUUCUAUAAGAACACGUGCUAUUGAUGUAUUCUCGUCAAGAGGGAUAGAUGUUAACAGUGCCUUGCCAGAGGACGAAUGGUUUGUUGAGACUGCUGAGGCAGCUAUUUGCAAGCUUCGUACCAACUGGUCACAGAACAAUCUGGAAGGAGUGUCUCACAGAGAAAAUGAUAAAGAGUGUGAUGGAGAGCUUGUGACUACCAGCUUUUCUGGUGGAGAAAUGAUUAGAGAGGCUCAGGGAAAACCUACAGGAGAUUCUGAUGCAAUUUCCAACCUAAGAAGUAAUGCAGCACCCAACAGAGGAACUGAUUUAGUAAAUGAUGGAAUGCCUGCCAGUCCAUUGAGUUCUGUAUCUUCAGAUUCUUUUGCUUCAGCAGAAAUGGAAGAUGAUGGUAGUCUUCAGAAUUAUGUAGAAGCUGAAUCUUGAUAACAUCACAAAUUCAGUUUCAGGAGACGAGGUCAUGCCAAACCGUUAUGAAAUUUUAUGAGUCAGAAACUUCGCACAAAAGUACAGUACAUUUCAAGCAAUGUCUGAACAGCCUCGAUAUUUGACUUUCCAACUUCCAUUCAAGGGGUGAAUUAAGAUGCGAAACCUGACACCCAAAGUUUCCUUCAAUCAAAUGCAAAUUGUAUCCAUACUUGAAUCUUAUAUUUGGCGCCAUGUAGUUUGGCCAAUGAAAUGCGAUCUGUGACCAUCCUUUAUUCUCAUAAUUGGAAUGUAGUGGAAAGCAAUAGCAAUGGCUUGUCUAGGAGAACCAGCAUGUGAGAUAUUCAAGAAUGCAAACUUCUGGUUCACAGGUUACACUUCAAGUUUGUAGUUUUUAAAGGAAGCUAUGUCCAAUCAAUUAUCAAUACCUUGAUUUGUAACUCUCUGAACUUCCACUUUUAACAUAAAUAGUUUUCACUUCCAGUGGAACUUCAGAUUUAAAGGCUACAUUUGGUUGAACUGUACCUCUUCUGUAGCCGCCACAAAUGAUUGAUAAUAUUCUAAACCAGAAAGUUUGUAUGUAAUUUUAUGCACGAUGACUACCAAUUUUGUAUCCCUGGAGGAAGAGGAAGAUUCCAUGGCAACAGUUAAUAUAUGUAGCUAAAAAAGGAUUGCAAAAGCCACCCAAAGAGGUGGACGCUAAGAAAUACCCCUGGAUCUGAACGGUUUGUAUGAGGUAAAAUUUUCAAUUUGUGACUAGAUGUGAUAUGGUUUUGAUGCCCAUGAGAUUAUUUACUGUCCUCGAUUCUUGUCAA